AUGACUUCCGAAACAAAUCCAAACACAACUCAACCCAACCCUAAUACAUCUGAAACCAGUAACACCACUGAGUCGUCUGGCCCCAACACAACCUUAAAAACUACAGAUCCUCGUUCUCCUUUUUAUCUCUCCCCACCAGGCGUUCUUCUCACCAACAUAUUGCUACGCGGUGACUCAAAUUAUGACACAUGGAGCAGGGCCAUGAAAAACGCGUUUGAUGCCAAAAACAAGUUGGGGUUUGUCCUUGGUUCCAUCCACGCUCCUUCCGACGUUAUUUCUGAUGAAGGUCAGGCUUGGAGAAUGUGUAACUCCAUGAUAUCUGGAUGGAUUCACAAUACUAUCGACCCACAACUACGUCAUUUCAUCAAAUAUUUUCCAACUGCUAAACAACUUUGGGAUGAUCUCAAGGAUAAGUAUUCUGUGGCCAACAUUCCACGUAUCUAUCAACUCAAAAGUCUCCUUCCCAACAUCAAACAACAAGGUUCUUCCAUCAGUUCAUACUACACACGCCUUCGUGCCAUUUGGGAUGAACUUGAGGAACACUACACAUCUGACCCGUGCUCAAAUGGGGAUCAAUGUCCUGUUACUAAGCUUCUUAACAGUAUUAUCACCAACGAUCAAGUGUAUCAGUUUCUCAUGGGUCUUGAUGAAGCAACUUUUGGUAUCAUCCGCUCCCAAAUCCUUAACACCAAUCCAUUACCUUCCUUAAAUCGCGUAUAUUCAAUGUGUAAGACCUCAUUCUAG
Gastrolobium bilobum is the source of this 744-nucleotide messenger RNA. RefSeq lists its product as uncharacterized. The record is from RefSeq and is a predicted model, not a curated record. Lineage: Eukaryota; Viridiplantae; Streptophyta; Magnoliopsida; Fabales; Fabaceae. The transcript has a single exon. The coding region runs from base 1 to 744 and encodes 247 amino acids.